AUGAAGCGCAAGCGCGCACCCAAAAGGGACGUGCCCAGACCCGAGGAACGCAAUUUCCUCGCGCCGCCAGAGCACGACGAGGGCGGCGGCGGCGACGGCGGCGGCGGCGAGGGGGUCGACUGGGCGGCUGGGGAGGCGGGCUUGGAAGACAGCGAUGACAGCGAGGGCUACGCGUGGCGUCCCGUCAAGCGCGGGCACCGCCACCGGCGGCGACGACGGGUGCUCGGCGGCGAGGAGGAUGGGCCCCUGACCGUCGCCGUCCAGGCGGCGCCGCCGGCGGAGCAGCGGUGGCGUUUCGCCGAGCUGGCGGUUGAGUGGCGGGAGGCUGGCUCCUCCUCCAGCCAGCAGCGGCUGGAGCUCGAGGACGGCCAGCUGCGGCUCUGCCUGCCACCAGACGGCGGCGAUGUCAGGGUGCACUACCAAGCCAGCGGCGGCGCCCUGUGGCUGGGCGCCACCGCUGCCCCUCCCGCAGAGGGGGAGGCCCUGCUGCUGCUCCUCAAGUCUGGCCACCUCAGCUGCAGCGUGCCAGCCCUGCCAAGCGGCGCCAGCGGCAGCGCCAGCGGCAGGCUCCACCUCAGCCUCACAGACAAGGCAGCGGCCGAUGCGGCAGAGCACGCCGAGGAGCAGCAGCAGCGGCAGUGGCACCGCCAGCUGCUGGCGGUGCUGCGCUGGCUGCUGCCGCAGCUGGAUCCAGAGCAGGAGCUGGAGCUGCAGUCCCCUCAGAAGCAAGCCGAGCUGCUGGCCAGCCCUCUGUGCAGCCCACGGGCCGCCGCCGGCGCUGCCGCUGCGGGCUUUGGCAACCCCGCCGCAGCUGCAGGAACAGCAGCCGCAGGGCUGGCUUCGCCUCGCAGCCCCGGCGCCGCCGCUGGCGGGGUGCCUGGGGCGGCUGCGGGCUUUGAUGUGUCAGAGCUGUAUGCAGCGGUGAAGCCCACGGGGCGGGAGCCCGAGCUGCCGGCGUGCGCUACGGCUGCCUACCUGCUGCCCACGCUACGCCGCUACCAGGCGCGGGCAGCCCAGUGGAUGGUGCUGCGCGAGCAGGGCUUGGUGGCUGCUCCAGGAGAAGCAGCAGCAGCGGCAGCGGCAGCAGGGGGCUCACAGGCAGCCGAUAUCAAGGCGGAGGAGGGGCAUCAGGCGCGGGAUGGGGCCGAGCCACCGCUGCACCCGCUGUGGCGGCGAGUGCCGUGCUCGGCUGGCGGCGGCGACGGCAGCAGCAGCGACGCCGGCGCCUGCUUCUUUGUGAACGCAUACAACGGAAGGAUAAGCCUGGAGCGGUUCCCGGCGACGCCAGAGGUGCGGGGAGGGAUCCUAUCGGACGAGAUGGGAUUAGGCAAGACCGUCGAGCUGCUGGCAUGUAUCGCGGCCCACCCCUACACCGGCCCACCUCCCACCUUCCAAAAGCCGCAGCAGGGCGGGCAGCGCGGCAGCAAGAGGAGGGCGGCGCGUGUGGCGUGCCUGUGCGGCGCCACCUCAGAGGAAGGCUACGAAGGCUUGUGGCUCCAGUGCGACUCAUGCGACACCUGGCUGCACGCCGCCUGCUGCGGCCUGCGCCGUGCGCCCCCCGGCGACUUUGUGUGCGGCGGCUGCCAGCGCGCGGCGGCGGCGGCGCGAGUGGCUCAGGACUGUGGCGCCACGCUGGUGGUCUGCCCCACCCCCAUCCUGCACCAGUGGCGGGACGAGAUUCUGAGGCACAUCAAGCCCGGCGCCCUGAGGCUUCUGAUUUACGAGGGCCAGCCGCAGCCAGGGGCGGGCGCCGCCUCCAAGGUGGUCACUGCUGCUGAGCUGGCGGCGGCCGACAUUGUGCUCACGUCGUAUGAUGUACUGCGGCGGGACGUCAACCACUGCCCCGACGAGGCAGAGCAGGCGGGCGCGGGGCGCAGCCUGCGGUGGCGCAAGAAAUAUGAGGCGAGUGGGGCGGGCGGUUGGGCAUAUGUGGGUUUGCGAGCAGCUGGUUGUGAGGUCAUGCCCACGCCGCUCACCCGCCUGCGCUGGUGGCGAGUGUGCCUGGAUGAGGCGCAGAUGGUGGAGAGCAGCACAGCUAAGGCCGCUGAGAUGGCCCUCAAGCUGCACACGGUGCACCGCUGGUGUGUGACAGGCACCCCUGUGUCUCGGAGCCUGGAGGAUAUCUAUGGGCUGCUCGCCUUCCUCCAGGCCUCGCCCUACAGCAACCGCCACUGGUGGCAGCGCGCCGUGCAGCAGCCGUACGAGGCGGGCAGCCGCGCGGGCCGCGCCCGGCUGCUGUCGCUGCUGCGCCCCGCGCUGGGCGGCCUGCUGUGGCGCUCCUCCAAGGCUGACGUGGCGCACGAGCUGGGGCUGCCGCCACAGCAUCACCACCUCAAGAGCCUGCAGAUGUCGGCCAUCGAGCGCCACUUCUACUCGCGCCAGCACCAGGAGUGCGUGGCCAAGGCGCGGGCGGCGCUCUCCUCGCAGCUGCUGGCCGCAGCCACAGCGGCCGCAGCGGCGCACGACGGCGUCGCAAUUUCGGACAGCCGCGAGGCGGGGGCUGGUGCUGCUGCGGCAGCAGAAGCGGGCGCCGCGCCAGCGUCCCCGCCCGCGGUGCGCUUGCCGCCGGCGGCCACGGCGGCCGCCGGGUUUGAGGACCGUGCGCUGACGCGGCGGGAGGAGGCGUCGCUGCUGCACCCGCUGCUGCGCCUGCGCCAGGCGUGCUGCCACCCGCAGGUUGGCGGCGCGGGCAUCCGAGCGGUGGGGCCGGCGGGGCACAACAGGUCUCCCAUGACGAUGGGCGAGGUGCUGGAGGUGAUGCUGGCAAAGGCGAGGGUGGAGGCGGAGGAUGCUCAGCGCCUGCUGCUGGCCAGCCUGAACGGCCUGGCGGGCCUGCUGCUGCUGCAAGAGCAGCCGGUGGAGGCGGUGAGGGCGUACCGAGAGGCGCUGGCCACAAUUGAGCAGAACAAGUCGCUGAUCCGUGCCGACAAGCUGCAGCAGCUGCACACCCUCACCAACCUGGCCGCUGUGCUGGGCCCCGAGGGCAGGAGUGUGGAGGGGGCUGCUCCCACACUGCGGGACGCCUGGCUGGAGACGGAGGCGCAGGAGAUCCGGGAGGAGUACCUGGCAGAGUCGUUGUCCCGCCUGACGGAUGCGGCGCAGGAGGUGGAGGAGGUGCAGCGUCACGUGCAGCGCUGCAAGGCCCCGCUGCUGCAGCAUGUGUCGGCGGCGGAGGCGGAAGAGCUGUUAGCAGGCUGGUACAUGCGGGGGGUGGCGCUGAUUGUGGCGCAUGGCCGGGACCACCACACCCAGCGCGCUGUGGCUGAACGCAUUAAGGAGCAGGUGAAGGAGGAGACAAUGUACCUCAGAUCGGUAUCCCAGAAUGCCGCCUCCAUCGCCUCCCGCUUCCGCGACCUGCACGGCCUGGAGCUGGCUGUGAAGCAGGAGGUGCGGGAGCUGGGCAGGGCGCAGGCGGAGGCCACGCAGGAGCUGCAGCGCCUGCAGGCCGCAUGCCGGGCGCCGCCGCCGGCGCUUGUGGAGCUGGCGGCGACGUGCAGCCGGUGCCGCGCGGAGACGGCGGUGGCGGGGCGUGUGUGCCGCCACUGCAGGCUGGAGGAGCUGUUCUGGAGCUGGGAGGGCUGGGAGGGCUGGGAGGGUGGGGCCUGGGCCUGCCUGCUGUCCGUCCACAACGCCCGGGGCCCCGCGCACCAGCUGCAAACUACAAUCUGCGCGGGCCUGUCGCCACCAGCAGCCCAGGCAGGGCGUGCGUUUGCUCUGUAUUCAAAGGCCCGGGAGGGUGGGGGCCGGGUGACGGCGGAUGAUGCCAUCCGCCAAGCGCAGCAGGCGACCCUGUUCAACCGCGUGGGUCGCGGCGGGCUGGGGGAGGCGGCUGCGGAGCAGCUGGGCGGCAGCAUUGGCGAUGCCGGCGGCGAAGACGAGGAGGGAGGGCACCACCUGCUGCUGGGGGCGGGGCGCAGGGACGAUGCGGUUGCCAAGACAGAGAUUGUGCGGCGCCCCGGGGAUGCCGAGAAUGUGCUGCGCCUUCUGCUGCACCAGCUGAGGCUGGUCAAGAAAGAUCUGGUUAUGACCGCGGGCAAGGCGCACUUGGAGCUGAUGGAGCAGUACCGCCGCCUGUACCUCAAAGCCCGCGCACUCUCCCUUGCCCAGCGCCAGCGCCUGUAUGCAGUUGAUGAGCUGGAGCAAUGCACGAUGCGCAUAAAGCUGCUGAGCGACAAUGAGCUGCGGCUGAAGGAGGGGGAGGAGAUCUAUCGAGUGUAUGAACACGAGGUGCCGGUCCGCAGCACGGAGCUGUCCAAUGACAAGGCCUCUGCUGAGCUGGAGCUGCAUCGCAAGCUGGGCACGCUUCGCUACCUGACAGGCAUCAAGGCUCGGGAGGCAGCCAGGGCCGCUGCCGCUGCUGCUGCCGAGGCUCAGGUAGCUGCGGCGGCAGAGGAGGAUGCGGCAGCAGGGCCGAUGGGGGAUGGUGUGGAGGAGGCAGGCACAGGGGCGGCAGGCAAACACUCUGUGGCGCCUGCAGCUGGGGCUGGCAGGGGAGAGCCAGGCGUGGACGCAGGUUUGCCCUGCCAGCCAGCAGCUUCAGAGGCGGGCACGACAGCGGCGGCGCGCGGCUUGGUGGCGGCGGCAGCUGGCGAGGAGGAUCGCGAGGAUAUCUGCCCCAUCUGCCACGACCGCCUGGGGCAGGAGAUGGUCAUGCUGGCAUGUGCACACCGCCUGUGCUGCCGGUGCAGCGUGGCGCUUCAGGAGCGGCUGCCGGCGGGCCAGCCCAAGGCCAGCCGCCGCAUCGAGUGCCCCGUGUGCCGCACCCGUGUGCCGGUCAGCGAUCUUGUGUACAUCGAUGCACGGCUGGCAUCCCCUGGGGGCAAGGUGCGGCGCAGGAGCGGAAGGGGCUGCUGCAGGGCCUGUGGCUGCUGCAGGGGCAGUAUGGGGCACCGGCAGGGCAUGCGACUGGCUAGAGCAUGCAACUGGCUGAUGGGGGGCCGCCUGCUCACCGCCUGUGCUACUUGCGAGCUACAGCGGGCGAGAGGUGAGGAGGCGGAGGGCGAGGGCGACAUAGAAGUGAAGGGAUCGUAUGGAACGAAGUGUGGGGUGUUUGAGCACCGAACAAGUUUGCAGCAGGGCAAGGCAGAUUGGGGCAUUUCAAUGGCCACCUUCUGCUGGAAGGGCAUGCAACGGGAAAGUAGAGGGGAGGUCUCAUGA
Messenger RNA from Chlorella variabilis, 5157 nucleotides. RefSeq lists its product as hypothetical. NCBI's taxonomy places the organism in Eukaryota, Viridiplantae, Chlorophyta, Trebouxiophyceae, Chlorellales, Chlorellaceae. The transcript is spliced from 31 exons. The record is from RefSeq and is a predicted model, not a curated record. The coding region runs from base 1 to 5157 and encodes 1718 amino acids. Gene Ontology annotation, molecular function: metal ion binding; ATP-dependent chromatin remodeler activity; ATP binding.